Molecule: messenger RNA, 1248 nt
Organism: Hydractinia symbiolongicarpus
Lineage: Eukaryota; Metazoa; Cnidaria; Hydrozoa; Anthoathecata; Hydractiniidae
Exons: 1
Coding region: 36-608 (190 amino acids)
Biological process (GO): coenzyme A biosynthetic process
Cellular component (GO): phosphopantothenoylcysteine decarboxylase complex
Molecular function (GO): FMN binding; phosphopantothenoylcysteine decarboxylase activity
Source: RefSeq, a predicted model, not a curated record
AGAAUGCAGUUUUAGCAAUAACGCUAAUUUGAGACAUGGUAUUUAAUUUGUUACUAGCAUGCACUGGUAGCGUGGCUACAAUUAAGUUGCCACUUUUAUUGAAAAAAAUAGAACAACGUUUUCAAAACGUCUCAAUCAGGCUUGUGUUAACAAGGAGUGGAGAGUUCUUUGUUAAGAAAGAUGUUGAAGAAAUAGAAAACAUUGCAAGUAUAUAUCGAGAUUCUGAUGAGUGGAAUGAAUGGAGCAAGAUUGGUGAUGAGAUUUUACAUAUUAAGUUAACUAAAUGGGCUGAUGCUAUGUUAAUUUCUCCACUGGGCGCAAAUACAUUGGCAAAGUUAGCCAAUGGAUUAUGUGACAAUUUGCUUACUUGUUUAUGUCGAGCAUGGAAUUUUGAGAAGCCAAUUUUUUUUGCACCUGCUAUGAAUACAUUUAUGUGGAAUCAUCCAAUUACAAAACAGCAUACAGACACAUUGAUUGGUUGGGGAUAUGAAAUGAUUGCACCUAUAUCGAAAACAUUAGCAUGUGGUGAUACUGGUAUUGGUGCUAUGGCAGAAGUAGACACUCUUGUAGAGCAUUUAACAAAGUUAUUUCAUGACAGACCUUGCUAACAUUUCACAACUUUUAUUUCUGUUGCUCAAAUUAAUUCCUAUUAAAAUUGUAAUGUUGAUAUUCAGUGCUAAAUAUAGUGCAAUUAAUCUGUCAUUGAGAUUUUCUAUUAUUCUAUUUUUGUUGUCCUUGAUGUGCUGGUUGUAACAAUUUAUUAAUACCGCAUUUCUAUGUGUGAUGCUUUAAGUAUUACCUUUUAAGGCUUGUGUGCCUAUAUUCUUACAUCAUUGCAUGGCUCCUGUAAAAAAGCCCAUAGUUUCUAAGAAGAAAACUGCAAUCUUCUUUAAUAUUGCCUUCACAAGAAAAUAAAAGUCUACAAAUCAUAUUUAUAAAACAUGAUGUGACACGUUAAAUGUUUAAAUCGGCAUUUGAAUGUCUGAACAAAAAUCAAAUUGCAAAACUUUCCAGGUUUCCACAACCAAGGCAAAAGAGUUAUUCACAAUUUUGAUACACAUUGCAUGGGAGCUGAAAUUAUUAUUUCACAGGAACCUAUUAUGGUGGCAUAGUAGUUUUUCUAAAAAGCUAAAAAUUUUGUAGGGAAAUUAGUAAAUUUCUUACAUAACAGAGGGUCAAGACUAAAUUACUUUACCAGUAUAACAUUAAUACUCUUAGAAUUUUACCUUUAAUAACUUCAAUUUUUUA